GUGAAUUGCCUGGAGCUAGCUAGCUGGCUCUCUGGUACCCUCUGGAGACAUUCUGGUUCGCUGUUGGAACUCACAACAUGAUUCUUGCUUACCGGUACCCUUCUUGUACAAACAGAUAUUUGCCGAUAUUGCUGGCUUUACCAAAUGGGCCUCUUCCAGGACCCCCACUGAAGUGUUCGAGCUUUUAGAGACAAUCUAUGGAGAGUUUGAUCGGCUUGCAAAGAAGCGAGGUGUCUUUCAAGAUUUGAACUUUGAGGUUUCCUCGUUGUGGAAUCUAGUAUCUGCCCUGUUCUUCGCACUUGUCUCGCUUUAUCUUUUCCCUCUGGGCACAGAUUGGCAAGCACGAGCAGAUACGGAAGCUGGCACUACAAGCAAGGGGCUGCAUAACGUCUUGUGACUAUUCAUGUAUGCUCGCUUGCUUUGUCACGUCUCACAACAGUUUCUCCUGAAAUAUAGGUGGUUGUUAUGUUGCUUGUACCGGACUGCCUUUGGCCCAGCCCGGCCAUGCCAUCAUCAUGGCAAAGUUCUGUACGGAUUGCUUGAAGAAGCUGCACUCACUGAUCCACGAAGUUUUGAUAGACCGGCUCGGCAAAGACACGGGCGACUUGACCAAGCGGUUUGGGCUCCACUCUGGUCCCGUCACGGGGGGGUACUUCGAGGAGAAAAGGCCCGUUUUCCAAAUCUUUGGGGAUACAGUCAAUGUUGCUGCUUGCAUGGAGAGCAAUGGACUGCGUGAUAAGAUCCAAGUGUCUCAGGUCACGGCAGAUUUGAUUGCGGCAGCUGGAAAGGGAUCGUGGUUGACCAAACGCGAUGAACUGGUUACAGCCAAAGGCAAGGGAGAUAUGCAGACAUCCUGGGUGAAUAUUGCCUCCACAGGACGAUUGAUUGCUGCUACAUCCACCAGCCAAUCCGUUGAGUCCAUGUGGGACAAAAGCCAUCGCGACGAUUAUGUCGUCGUCGACGGCAAGUUCACCACGGUUGACGUAGCUCACAACGAGAAAACUAUCACAGCAAUUCCGAAAAGACGUUUCUGUUCAGCUACAAUCGUAAAAUACAUUGACAUACAUGUAUAUGUUUCUAAAGAAUACUGA
Messenger RNA from Seminavis robusta, 1091 nucleotides. The record is from the annotation of a GenBank genome assembly. NCBI's taxonomy places the organism in Eukaryota, Bacillariophyta, Bacillariophyceae, Naviculales, Naviculaceae.